UACCAAUGAUAGCACACAGACACCAAGCUAGUUAGCUUCACUUCAGACCGCAGCUGACUGACCUCCGCUCCCAAGAUGGCUGGUGUUCGAGCCCUUGGUGUUCUUUCCAGAUUGACAUCAAGGAGAUAUGCUCUCUUCAUAGGCAAUAAUUUUCGCACGUUCUCAGUAGCUCCUGCCAUGCAAGCCCGUACACAUGUGAACUAUGAAGUCAAGGGCGAUGUUGCUGUUGUACGGAUCAAUGAUCCUAGCUCCAAGGUUAACACCCUUUCAAUCCAAAUGCAAAAGGAGAUGGCAGAAGUAAUGGAUGAAGUGUGGGGAAACAAUGCUGUUCAAAGUGCUGUCCUCAUCUCCUCAAAGCCAGGAUGCUUCAUUGCAGGAGCUGAUAUUAAUAUGAUCCAGGCCUGCAACAGUGCAGAGGAGGUCACCAAACUUUCUCAGGAAGGGCAGAAGAUGUUUGAGCUGAUUGAAAAAUCUCCAAAGCCUGUUGUUGCUGCCAUCAAUGGCUCUUGCUUAGGAGGAGGCCUAGAGUUUGCCAUUGCCUGCCAGUACAGAAUUGCAACAAAGAGCAAGAAAACAGUUCUCGGUACUCCUGAAGUAAUGCUGGGUCUUUUACCUGGAGCUGGUGGUACUCAGAGACUCCCCAAAAUGGUUGGGAUACCCAGUGCCUUUGACAUGAUGCUAACGGGAAGAAAUAUCAGAGCAGAUAAAGCCAAGAAGAUGGGGCUCAUCGACCAACUUGUAGACCCUCUAGGACCUGGCCUGAAAAGUCCAGAGGAAAGAACGAUAGACUACCUCGAGGAAGUUGCCAUCGAAUGUGCCAGAGGAAUCGUCAACAAGAAGAUCCCUCUCCGCAAAGAGAAGGGCAGGAUGCAGAAAAUUCAAGACUACAUUAUGAGCUUUGGAUUUGUCCGGAAUCAAAUUUACAAAACUGUCCAUGGUAAAGUUAUGAAGCAGAGCAAAGGACUUUAUCCUGCACCCCUGAAAAUCAUUGAUUGUGUGAAGACUGGAGUAGAACAAGGCCCUGUUGCUGGAUACUUAUCUGAGUCUCAGAAUUUCGGUCAGUUGGCGAGAACCUCAGAAUCAGGGGCCCUGAUUGGUCUCUACCACGGUCAAGUUGCGUGCAAGAAGAACCGCUUUGGAACUCCUGCAAGAGAAGUGAAGACUCUUGCCAUCUUGGGAGCAGGUCUGAUGGGAGCAGGUAUCGCCCAGGUUACUGUGGACAAAGGUGUGCACACAAUCCUGAAGGACACCACUAUUCCUGGACUGGCCAGAGGAGAGCAGCAGGUUUAUAAGGGGCUCAACGACAAGACAAAAAAGAAGAGCAUCACGUCAUUUCAGAGAGACUCCAUACUGUCCAACCUGACCGGCCAGCUGGAUUACGGCGGCUUUGAAAAGGCCGACAUGGUUAUUGAAGCUGUGUUUGAAGACAUUAACAUCAAGCAUGCUGUCCUGAAGGAGGUGGAGGCUGUGGUCUCCCCUCACUGCAUAUUUGCCAGCAACACGUCUGCUCUGCCCAUCAAGGACAUCGCUGCUGCCAGCAAGAGACCAGACAAGGUCAUUGGAAUGCACUACUUCUCUCCAGUCGACAAGAUGCAGCUGCUUGAGAUUAUAACCACUGAUAAGACGUCAAAGGACACUACAGCCUCUGCUGUGGCAGUCGGGCUGAAGCAGGGCAAAGUCAUCAUAGUUGUUGGGGAUGGACCUGGAUUCUAUACAACAAGGUGUUUGGCUCCAAUGUUGGCUGAAGCUGUACGAGUACUUCAGGAAGGGGUUGACCCCAAGAAGUUGGAUGCACUCACCACAAGCUUCGGGUUCCCCGUGGGUGCAGCCACACUGGCUGAUGAAGUCGGUAUUGACGUAGCCGCCCAUGUGGCAGAGGACCUCGGCAAAGCUUUUGGCUCUCGCUUCGGUGGUGGAAAUGUGGAGGUUCUGAAGACCAUGGUGGACAUGGGAUUUAAGGGCCGGAAAUCAGGAAAGGGUUGCUACAUCUACCAGCCAGGACUCAAAGUCAAAGAAGUCAACCCAGACAUCGGAGACAUCCUUGAGAAGUUCAGGAUAACACCAAAUCCUGCUGUCUCGUCGGACUCCGAUGUGCAGUACAGACUUGUUUCCCGGUUCGUCAACGAGGCCGUGAUGUGUUUGCAGGAGGGUAUUUUGAACAACCCCUUGGAAGGAGACAUUGGGGCAGUGUUUGGGCUGGGAUUCCCUCCCUUCCUCGGAGGACCUUUCCGUUUUGUUGACACCUUUGGUGCCGACAAACUGGUGGAGAAGAUGAGGGCGUAUGAAGCUGUCUACGGAAAUCACUUCACUCCAUGCCAACUCCUGCUGGAUCAUGCAAAGGAUUCCAGCAAGAAAUUUCACAAGUGACCGACUCACCGCGCGUGCCAGUAGCUCAUAAUAAAGCCUGCCACAUGAGUGGAGGCAAACAUACUGGAGAUACGCUCAGUUUCCAGUUUAUUAGGUACACCUAGCUAAAACUAGUAUCCUGCAAUCUGUCUUUAUAACAUUCAGCGUUUGUUGAAACUGUUUCUACUGUAUGAUCAUUUUGCAUGACGCAGAGUGUGGUGUUGUAUAGCAAUAACAUAGAGGUGCUUCUCUUAUAUAGCCUCCAAAGUGACUGUACAGUUGAAUCAACAGCCUCUCUAAAACAGUGCAUUAGUUUUAGCUGGGUGUACCUAAUAAACUGGUAACAGAGUACAUUAUCUGCAGAAACAUGUUUUUUUUAUUGUACUUUAACAUUAUUGAUUUACAUGAUGGUGUAUAGAUUAAGGAGCAUAAGACGCCUAAUUAUUCAUGCAUUGCAUUUAAAGACACUGCAGAGACAAAGGAAUUAAAAUAUUUUCCAACUGGCAAAUAAUUUGUCAGUACUGAUGAAUGUCUACCAAUAUUCUUCAGCAAGUGUCAUUACUUUUUUGUACAUUAAAAGAUUUUCUGGCCUGGUUUGAACGGUGAUGUAAAUGUGAAGCUUGAAUAAAUGUUUUGUUAUUGAAUCAAA
Messenger RNA from Seriola dumerili (greater amberjack), 2995 nucleotides. RefSeq names its product hydroxyacyl-CoA dehydrogenase trifunctional multienzyme complex subunit alpha (gene hadhab). The coding region runs from base 76 to 2367 and encodes 763 amino acids. Gene Ontology annotation, biological process: fatty acid beta-oxidation. The record is from RefSeq and is a predicted model, not a curated record. The transcript has 20 exons. Gene Ontology annotation, molecular function: long-chain (3S)-3-hydroxyacyl-CoA dehydrogenase (NAD+) activity; NAD+ binding; enoyl-CoA hydratase activity. Gene Ontology annotation, cellular component: mitochondrial fatty acid beta-oxidation multienzyme complex; mitochondrion. Lineage: Eukaryota; Metazoa; Chordata; Actinopteri; Carangiformes; Carangidae.